AUGACAUCCACCCCCCGCGGCGGCAAAUCUUCCUCGACUAACGCCCUCAAACGCCUCACGCACGAACUCCAAGACCUCCAGUCCUCCCCCAAUGAAGCAGUCCUUCAUCUCGGCCCCGUCAACGAAGAAGACCUCUUCCAGUGGGAAGCCGUGUUAAAAGGUCCUCGGGACCCGGCCUCCCCGUAUCAUGGCGGCUUGUGGCUCCUCUCCAUUACCGUCCCAACAACCUACCCUUUCGCGCCUCCCAAGGUCCAAUUCGUCACACCCAUAUGUCAUCCGAACGUGCAUUUCUCUACCGGAGAGAUAUGUCUGACGCUGUUGAGUGGUGAACAUUGGGCACCAUCGUAUACACUGAGCACAACGAUGGGUGCGAUCCAACAGCUCCUCAUUUCUCCAGGCUUGGACAGUCCUUUGAAUGUGGAUAUUGCGAAUUUGUACAGAGAAAAUGAUACCAUCGGCGCUGAGAGCUUGGUGAGGUUUUGGACGGGUGCAAAGAGAUGGGCUGGCGAAGGUAAAGGAGGGUGGCUGAGUGAGAAGAGGAGAGGAACAGGAGGGAAGAUGGGGGAGUGA
Cladophialophora psammophila CBS 110553 is the source of this 570-nucleotide messenger RNA. RefSeq names its product peroxin-4. The transcript has a single exon. NCBI's taxonomy places the organism in Eukaryota, Fungi, Ascomycota, Eurotiomycetes, Chaetothyriales, Herpotrichiellaceae. The coding region runs from base 1 to 570 and encodes 189 amino acids. The record is from RefSeq and is a predicted model, not a curated record.